Oldenlandia corymbosa var. corymbosa is the source of this 2474-nucleotide messenger RNA. Lineage: Eukaryota; Viridiplantae; Streptophyta; Magnoliopsida; Gentianales; Rubiaceae. The record is from the annotation of a GenBank genome assembly.
AAAAUCAGCUGCCAAUUUUAAAAAGCGUCACUCAAAGGAGGCGCAGUGUACUAAACUAAUACUGAAUUCAGUGAAUUGAGUGAAAUGAAAGUUCUCUUCUUCGCCAAAGCUUUUGCAGCAGAAAUCCCUUCCAUCACUCUCUAAAACCAAGCAAAUCAACCGAGUGCUGUUACUCCUCUUGCUAUGUCCUAACAACCCAAUCAGAAGGUUUUAAAUGUGGACGAUACAAACUGCCAAUACCUAUCAACCACAAUAUCGUCCACUCAAUUUCCGGGCGUUUUCACUCUCAAACCACCAAAAUUCCGUCGCCUUCCGCCCUUCUUCAGCCGGUUGUGACACUAAACUCAACCAGUUAAUUCAAUCUCUCUGUGAAAAGGGUCGGCUCAAACAAGCUCUUCAGCUCCUUCCUCAUGAGCCCAGUCCGACCCAGCGCACUUACGAGCUUCUCAUCCUCUCUUGCAGCCACCAACGUUCGCUACCCGACGCCCUCGAUGUUCACCGGAAACUUAUUGAUAAUGGGUUCGAUCAGGAUCCUUUCUUGGCCACGAAGCUCAUCAAUAUGUAUUGUGAAUUAGACUGUAUUGAUUAUGUCCGCAAGGUGUUCGAUGAAACUCUUAAGAAGACUAUUUAUGUGUGGAACGCUUUUUUUCGAGCCUUAACCUUAGCUGGUAAAGGUGAAGAAGUACUGGGUUUUUAUAGACGGAUGAAUCUGAUUGGAAUUCCAUCCGAUAGGUUCACGUAUACGUAUGUUCUCAAAGCAUGCGUGGCUGUAGAAUCAUUGACUUCGUUACUUCAAAAGGGGAAGGAAAUUCAUGCGCACAUUUUGCGGCAUGGGUAUGAGGACCAUGUCCAUAUCAUGACAACAUUAAUGGAUAUGUACGCAAGAUUCGGUUGUGUGGCCAGUGCAAGUAGUGUGUUCAACGGGAUGUCGUCGAAAAAUGUGGUCUCUUGGAGUGCUAUGAUAGCAUGUUAUGCAAAGAAUGGAAUGCCGCUUGAUGCAUUGGAACUUUUUCGGGAUCUCAUGCUUGAAAACACAGAUACAGUGCCCAAUUCAGUGACAAUGGUCAGUGUGCUUCAAGCUUGUGCCUCACUUGCAGCUUUAGAGCAAGGGAAACUGAUACAUGGUUACAUACUUAGGAAAGGUCUUGAUGACAUUUUACCGGUUAUGAGUGCCCUCAUAACUAUGUAUGCAAGAUGCGGCGAUCUUCAAAUGGGGCGACAUGUCUUUGCUCAGAUGGACCGGAAAGAUGUUGUUGCUUGGAAUUCCAUGAUUUCAGGUUAUGGUAUUCAUGGUUUUGGAAGAAAAGCUAUUGAGAUUUUUGAAGAGAUGAUAUCAAGUGGAGUCUCACCGAGCCCAAUCUCAUUUAUAAGCGUUUUGGGAGCCUGUAGUCAUUCUGGUCUUGUUGAGGAAGGAAAAUCUCUCUUUGAAUCUAUGGUAAGGGAAUAUAAAAUAACUCCUACCGUGGAGCACUAUGCUUGUAUGGUUGAUAUGCUUGGUAGAGCUAAUCAAUUAGAUGAAGCAGCCAAGAUAAUACAGGAAAUGCGGAUUGAGCCAGGACCCAAGGUCUGGGGUUCUCUUCUCGGAUCAUGUAGGAUCCAUAACAAUGUUGAACUCGCAGAAAGGGCAAGCAAGAGGCUUUUUGAGCUUGAACCUGCAAAUGCAGGCAAUUAUGUGCUCUUGGCUGAUAUUUAUGCGGAAGCUGAGAUGUGGAGUGAGGUAAAAAGAAUAAAGAAGCUACUAGAAGAUAGGGGCCUUCAAAAGGUAUCUGGCUGUUGCUGGAUUGAAGUUGGACGAAAGAUUUACUCGCUUACCUCAGUCGAUGAAUUUAAUCCGCAGAUUGAGCAGAUACACGCAUUGCUAAUAAGAUUGUUCGAGGAGAUGAAGGAGAAGGGGUAUGUACCAGAGACAAAAGUCGUUCUUUAUGAUCUUGAAGCAGAUGAGAAAGAGAGAAUUGUACUUGGUCACAGCGAGAAAUUAGCAGUUGCCUUUGGGCUAAUUAAUAACAGUAGAGGGGAGACCAUCAGGAUCACCAAGAACUUGAGGUUAUGUGAAGAUUGUCAUUCUUUUACGAAGUUCAUCUCCAAAUUUGCAGGUAGAGAAAUAUUAGUUCGAGACACAAAUCGGUUUCACCACUUUAAGGAUGGAGUUUGUUCAUGUGCUGAUUACUGGUGAAGCUGGAGUUUGUAAUGAACUCUUUCUUCUCAUCAUUCUGUUUUUCUGGCUCCUGAGUCCUGAGAGCUGAUACAAAAAAGAACUUUGUAAAAGUACAGUUUGGAGAAGGCUAAAACUAUACAUUAUAACUUUACUUCUUUUUUCUUUUUUCUUUUUUUUUUUUCCUUUUUUUCAUUUUUAAUGUAGAUUAGCUCCAAAACAUGACAAUUUCUCUAAAAUGCAAGAAUUGACUAAGAACAACAUUGUUGUUUAGUGUAUGCUACAUAGAAACUUUAAACGUUUGUGAAGUAUACCAUCUGCU